ACCUAAUCCAACAAAAGUUGCAGACAUCAUUCUUGUUUUUUUUGAAUUGAUACACGAAAACAUGAACCCACACAAUCCACAAUAAGACAUCUUAUUGGGUGACAAACUGUCCAAUGAGCUCACUGCGAUACACCCGACAGCAACACAACAUCCAACCACACGUCAUGAGGCCGGGCCAGUCCGCACACCAGCCGACCUAAAGCUGAUCUAAAGCUGAUCUAAAGCUGAUCUCAAGCUGAUCUCAAGUCAUACCACCAAGAGAAGCCAUCGCCCCCAACACUGUGCUCCUGGAGGAGGGAGGAGUCGGCUCCUGGAGGAGGCCAGGGGAGGAGCUGGUGUUCUCAGCGCUGCAGCAGGUCUCCGUCGCUCGCUGAUAAGAUGUUCAGACGGUGUCUGGAGGGGAGCCGGAGGGAGGAGGAGGUGGGGAGAGGAGGAGGAGAGCCAUAAUCCGCCCGUCACUCGACUCUAGGAGAGGAGGUCUGCGUGGUCCGGCCUCCAGAAGCACCCCCCUCCAGGGAGAGACCGGAGCCCACGUGAACAGAGACACAGCAGUCUGACAGGGGAAGCCCCCGGUGACGAGACGCAGCCCCCUCCCAGGAAGGAGGCAGACGAGGACACUUACUCCCCCCUAGGAAGGAGGGAGGGUCCAGCCCCGCGUGAGAGAGGGAGCAGGGGACCCCCGCCCCCUCCCGACCCAGCAGGAGGUCAUCCUGGCCGGUGCGGCCGUGGCCUUCACCUUCGCAGCCUUCUGCUACAUGCUGACCCUGGUGCUCUGCGCAGCCCUCAUCUUCUUCGUCAUCUGGCAGAUCAUCGCGUUUGACGAGCUUCGAACCGACUUCAAAAACCCCAUCGACCAGGGCAACCCGGUCCGGGCGAGGGAAAGAAUUCUUAACAUUGAGCGGAUCUGCAGCCUACUCCGAAAGCUGGUGGUCCCAGAGUACUCCAUCCACGGUCUCUUCUGUCUGAUGUUCAUGUGUGCGGGGGAGUGGGUGACUCUGGGUCUCAACAUCCCCCUGCUCUUUUACCACCUCUGGAGGUUCUUCCACCGGCCGGCCGAUGGCUCAGAGGUGAUGUACGACCCGGUCAGUGUGAUGAACGCAGACAUCCUGAACUACUGCCAGAAGGAGGCAUGGUCUAAGCUGGCCUUCUACCUGCUCUCCUUCUUCUACUAUCUCUACAGUAUGGUCUACGCCUUGGUGAGCUUCUAAGCAAACAGGAAGUAGAAACGAAGAUCAGGAGCCAAAAUAAAAGCCCCGUCAACGAAGACGCCUUCGGUCAAACCUCAGAGGAGAUUCCCUUCUCAGAGAGAUCGUACCGAACUAAAGGUUCCUCUCCCGCUGCUUGGUCUGAUUAAGGGAUGAGUCUGCAUCUUAACCGGGACAAACAAAUACACUUAAACAGUUUGGGUUGCCUUCUUGUUGGAUUACUUAAUCCAACAAUGUUACUUAAGGGCUGUAGUUCCCACUGCUCGUGCAGAAUCAGUUAAUCCACUCACUGUGAAUGUCCCCUUAGCGCCUCCCUCAGACCCUUAUCCCUUACUCUUAACGAAAACCCUAGCCUUAAGCCUAACCUAAACUCUGGCCCCAGGGCCACUAACCCCAACCCUAGCCACUAACCCUAGCCCUAAAAACUAGCUCUAACUCUAGCCCUUGACCCCUUAACUUAACACCAGACUUUAACUCUAGCCCUUAACCCAACACCCUAAACCUAACCCUAACUCUAGCCCCCAACCCUAAACCUCAACCUAACCCUAACUCUGGCCCCCAACCCUAAACCUGAACCUAACCCUAACUCUAGCCCCCAACCCUAAACCUAACCCUAACUCUAGCCCCAACCCUAAACCUAAACUUAGAUCUAGCCCUCAACCUUAAACUAACCCUGAGCCUCAUUCCUCUCCCAGCCGAAGCCCCCUGCCCACCCCUCCCGAGCCCCCUCCUAACCAGGUGAUCACUGCCCACCCCUCCCGAGCCCCCUCCUACCCAGGUGAUCACUGCCCACC
Gadus morhua (Atlantic cod) is the source of this 1999-nucleotide messenger RNA. It is a transcript of the gene cnih2, whose product is annotated as cornichon family AMPA receptor auxiliary protein 2. Gene Ontology annotation, biological process: vesicle-mediated transport. The record is from RefSeq and is a predicted model, not a curated record. Bases 756 to 1208 code for a protein of 150 amino acids. NCBI's taxonomy places the organism in Eukaryota, Metazoa, Chordata, Actinopteri, Gadiformes, Gadidae. The transcript is spliced from 6 exons.